This is a messenger RNA of Manduca sexta (tobacco hornworm), 647 nucleotides long. RefSeq names its product complex III assembly factor LYRM7. Bases 167 to 535 code for a protein of 122 amino acids. The transcript is spliced from 4 exons. The record is from RefSeq and is a predicted model, not a curated record. NCBI's taxonomy places the organism in Eukaryota, Metazoa, Arthropoda, Insecta, Lepidoptera, Sphingidae. Gene Ontology annotation, biological process: mitochondrial respiratory chain complex III assembly.
CUACUCAACAUUAAACAUACGCAAAUGUCAAGUGUCAACUCAGUUCGGUGCAAAAUAAAUUGGUUUUAUUUUACAGGAAGUAUUUUAAAUAAAACUCUUUCUAAAAUCAUUUAAUUCUUUCUCUAGGGAAAUUGGUGUAAUAUAUAAACUAUAUUUUUUUUACUAAAUGAGCAAUAUGAGGUCGUUAGUAUUACGUAGCUUUAAGAAUCUUCACAGAACAAGGAUGAAAGUAUUUGUGGGCGAUGAAAGAGCUCUCACCGCUGCCAGGAUAAAAAUUAAUGAGGCAUACCGAAAAAACAAAAAUGUUGAAAACGAAGAUGCUAUUAAGGAAAUGAUCAAAUUCGGAGAGGAUGUUGAAAGGGAGCUGAGAACACAAGUCAUCCAGGCUCGUCAAGUCAAACCUGGUGUUUAUGAGGCUAAAAUUACAGAGGACACACUGAAAUUGGAAAAUGUCCCAUUUAAUGACAAUGCUGUAUUAGAAGAUGGAACAAGAGCACCUCAACCAUGUUGUCAAGAUCAAGUGCAAAACAAAUAAAUUUAUAAUGUUGUUUAUAGCUAGUAUUAUUUAGAAAUUCAGAUAAGAUGUAGCUCAUUUGUAAAUUUUAUUUAUAUAAAUGUAAAUAGAAUAUAUGGUUAGUAAAGCAUAA